CCCUAACGCCCGUAGAUCAGCCUCUCUCAAGUCUCUCCCUCUCUCUCACUGUCUCACAGUCUCACAGUCUCUGCCUCUCUCUCUCUCUCUCUCUCAACAUCUCUCCCAGCCUUUCCAACUCUCUCGCCGGCGGCAGAAGCAGACGAAACCGGAUCCAGCAGCUUGUCCCUGGUCUCGUCGUCGUCGUCUACUCGUCUUCACUCACAGUCGCCGGCGUCUCCUCGUGGUCUGUGUGUUUCCGCCUUCCCUCGGCUCGUUGUCAUCGGCGGCAAAAGGAGACGCUAGCAACAGUUUGUCCCUGGGCUCCUCCGCUUCGUCGUAUUCUUGCUCCGAGGCUUCUCCGUCGCUUCCUUCUCGCCGGUUUCGUGGCUAAGUCGCCGUCGACCAUGAUGGCUGUGAUGGGAAAGAUGAACAAGAAUAAGAAGGUAGGGGGGAGACAUGGUCCUCCAAGUGAACAUAAUGAUAUGCAGGAUCAAGAGAUGGACAUAAGGAAAAUUAUGAAAGAAGUUGAAAAUUUUAGCUACUCACAUAUGAUGUGGAAAGAACGUAAAAAGAUUGAGAAUCAAAAGGUCGUCUCUCUUGGUGGGAAGCCCCCCAAGAAACAGAGAUUACCUCUAAGUGUGGCACGUCCAACAUUGAAGAAACAAAAGGAGAGAGAACAGAAAAUGCUUCAAGAGCGUUUGAUUCUUGGACAAUUUGGUGGAAAGCAUAGUGGUAGCAGUAAAAAAUCGGCAGGUAAGCACAAGGCCGAGGACAGGGGUUUGAGAUCAAGUGAAGGUCAUUUUAGAAACGGCAUACUGGAUGUGAGGCAUUUAUUAAAUUCAGCACCAUCAACAUCAAGAGAUCAUGACACUGGAAUGUCUAGUAAAUGGAACAAGAGAGGAGGUAAAGGGAAACAAGGGAAAAAGGGUGGCGGUAAGAAGCAUCGUUGACGUUGAGUAUACAAUCCCUUAUUCAAUGCAAAAAUUUUGUAUGAAAUUUAAUGUAGUCAUUUAUAAAUUUGAACCAACCAUAGAUAUUUAAAGUCAUUAGUCAUAUAAUUGUUCUAUGGUCCCAUGCUCCUGAAACAGAGACAGAGAAAGAAAAAAUGCGCUAAAAAUUUAACUGUUA
Arachis duranensis is the source of this 1110-nucleotide messenger RNA. RefSeq lists its product as uncharacterized. The transcript has 5 exons. Gene Ontology annotation, cellular component: nucleolus. The record is from RefSeq and is a predicted model, not a curated record. NCBI's taxonomy places the organism in Eukaryota, Viridiplantae, Streptophyta, Magnoliopsida, Fabales, Fabaceae. The coding region runs from base 387 to 932 and encodes 181 amino acids. Gene Ontology annotation, biological process: maturation of SSU-rRNA from tricistronic rRNA transcript (SSU-rRNA, 5.8S rRNA, LSU-rRNA).